Papilio machaon (common yellow swallowtail) is the source of this 922-nucleotide messenger RNA. It is a transcript of the gene Vha13, whose product is annotated as V-type proton ATPase subunit G. Gene Ontology annotation, cellular component: vacuolar proton-transporting V-type ATPase complex. The coding region runs from base 91 to 444 and encodes 117 amino acids. The transcript is spliced from 4 exons. Lineage: Eukaryota; Metazoa; Arthropoda; Insecta; Lepidoptera; Papilionidae. Gene Ontology annotation, molecular function: proton-transporting ATPase activity, rotational mechanism. The record is from RefSeq and is a predicted model, not a curated record. Gene Ontology annotation, biological process: proton transmembrane transport.
AUAUGACUCUUUUCCUUUGCGACCCAGUCAGCUAUCGAUUUGUGUCUUGGUCUCAGUUCUUAUAACACAUUUUUGUGCAUAUCGUUAGAAAUGGCGAGCCAGACACAGGGGAUCCAACAAUUAUUGGCUGCUGAGAAACGCGCCGCUGAAAAGGUCUCCGAGGCGAGAAAGCGGAAAGCAAAACGCCUAAAGCAAGCUAAGGAGGAGGCUCAGGAUGAGGUUGAAAAGUACAGACAGGAACGCGAGAGGCAGUUCAAAGAAUUUGAGGCCAAGCACAUGGGUACAAGGGAAGGUGUUGCCGCUAAAAUUGAUGCUGAGACCCGGGUUAAGAUUGAGGAGAUGAACAAAAUGGUCCAGACCCAGAAGGAAGAUGUAAUCACUGACAUCCUCAACUUGGUGUAUGACAUUAAACCGGAGCUUCACGUUAACUACCGCAUACAAUAAGUCAAUGUGUUUGUUAUGGUCAAAUUCGCAUCUAUGAAAUCUUAAUGCGAACUCAAUUAUUAUAGUUCUUAUUGUUAUUACACUGUUUUAAAUCUGUAGGCAUUUGGCACAAUAUUAGAGCGCGUAAACGUCAAAGUGACAGUUGCGCGGCGCGGGAAAAUGCAAAUGGCCGCCAUACUCGAUAUGUACGAAACGAGUUUGCUUAAUUUUUUCCCUCUUAUUAAAUUAAUUAUUACUAAAUAUUAAUAAUAUUUACUCAGAAAUCAGCUCGAUAUCAUUCCAAUGAGAAGAAACGUCAACAUCGGUCCGCUAUGAACGCAUAUUUUAACUUAUAAUCUUAUUAUUCCAUGUUGUAUGUUUAAUAGAAAUAAAUGGAUGUUUAACUAUGAAGAUUUUGAAAGUUUUUUUUUUAAUCUUCAACUUUAUCGAGUAGAAAGUUGGUGUACUUUAUUAGAAGAAAUAUAUUAUUGAUGUAACA